AGAGGAUGGCCGAUGUAACUGAUGGUAACUCCAGGUUGCGCUGUCGAUUCCGCCUCGUCCUGCACAAUCGAUCCCGUUGCAGGGACAACCAACAAGCUGAUGUUGCCGAAACGCACACAGUGAAAACGCUGACACGAUGGAUUUCAAUGUCAAGAAACUAGCGUCGGAUGCAGGUGUCUUCUUCACUCGUGCUGUUCAGUACACAGAGGAGAAGCUUGGCCAGGCAGAAAAGACUGAACUUGAUGCCCAUCUGGAGAACCUGAUUGCUCGAGCGGACUGCACCAAAAACUGGACCGAAAAGAUCUUCAGACAGACCGAGGUGCUGCUUCAACCCAACCCAAUUGACCAAACUGGUGCGCGUAUUGAAGAGUUUUUUUAUGAGAAAUUGGACAGAAAGAUCCCAUUCAGAACCACUAAUGCAGAGCUGCUGGGGCAGUAUAUGCAGGAUGCUGCAAAGGAAUUUGGGCCAGGAACUCCGUAUGGUAGUACUUUGAUCACUGUUGGAGAGUUUCAGCGGAGGUUGGGUGGAGCAGAGCGGGAAUUCCUACAUAUGUCAGCUAUUAACUUCCUCACACCACUGAGGAACUUUCUAGAGGGUGACUGGAAAACCAUUUCUAAAGAGAGAAGGCUACUUGAGAACCGACGCCUUGACCUGGACAUUUGCAAAGCUCGGCUCAAGAAGGCAAAGUUAGCAGAGGCCAAGGCUGCUCUGUGGAGUGAGGAAGUGGAUAAAGCAGAGCAUGAGUUGCGUGUGGCUCAGACUGAGUUUGACAGACAGGCAGAGGUCACAUGCCUCCUGCUGGAGGGCAUCAGCAGCACACACGUGAACCACUUGCGCUGUCUGCAUGAGUUUGUGGAGGCCCAGGCUGCUUAUUACGCACAGUGUCACAAGCACAUGCAGGAUCUUCAGAAAGAGCUGAGCAGUGCAAACGGAGAUGCGUUUCCUAAUGCUUUUGCUGUGAACGCCUCCACGUCAGGGGUGUCAGCAGGCCCUUCUCCCCUUUCCACUGCCACCCUACCUGGGGCUUCUCCACCUAGUCGUCCCCCAAACCCCUCCAAUGCCCUUGAGUCCAGCACGCUGAAGAUUGAGGAGGUGAAGCCUGCCGCCACUGGCACUCGCAAGGCCAAAGUGCUGUAUGACUAUGAUGCUGCAGAUACAAGUGAACUUUCCCUUCUCGCUGAUGAGCUUAUUACUGUGUACACGGUGCCCGGCAUGGACCCGGACUGGCUUAUUGGCGAGCGAGGCAACCAGAAAGGCAAAGUGCCUGUCACAUACCUGGAGCUCCUGAGCUAGAUGCCUCAUUAUGCAUGAACAAAUACUCAAGCACUCCUGAACACUCAGUGAAUUUAUCAGUUUUUUUUUCUUUUUUGUUACUGUGCAUAAAUAUGUAUUAUUGUUUUUUUAGGCCCUAUUUAUGUUCUAUGUGUAUGUUGUUUCAGUUGAACACUAUCCUGCAUAAGGCGUUUCUUUAAAUAACUGAUUUUAUUUCCUUUAUGAUCCUGUGACUGCUAUAUUUUCCUGAAGUCUUUCUUACCCUCCAAGUGAAGAAAACACAUCGACAAGCUUUUGUGUUGGAGCUGGAUCUGAGUGUGUGUGUCUGUGUGUGUGUGUGUGUGUGCACGUGUGUGAUAAUGAAGACACUAAACAUUUAGGCUUUGCUUCUUUGCGUGUCGUCUAGCUCAUCAUGCUUGUAUGCUUAUACGGUCAUGGUUUGAUAUCAGCACUUUUGAUUCCAAAUGCAGCAUUUUUUGUCCGUGUAUUUUGUCAGUGAUUGAGAAGAUUGUGAAGGUAUUAGGUGCAGUUAUGAUGUACAGUAUGUGGUUAACUGUGAUCUGAUCAUAUUCAAAAGACUGAUUUUCUUUACCUCCAGUGGUACUUAUUCACAUAUGCUCAGUCAUCACCUUCCCACUUUCAUCUUUGUGUUCUUUGCUUGUUGCAAAAAGCAAUGCAUAUUAAAUUAAUGCAAUUGAAAUAUAUAAUAAAGACAGAUUUACUGGGUUUUGAUCUUGAUGUUGUCUUUUUAAUGGGGCUUGUCGUCUAAAGUACUUAGCGGUAAGAUGUUAUCAGUGACUGGCUUUUAAAUCUGACUCUGGUAGGGUUUGCUGUUGGGGUUUGUUGUGAUUUACUAAUGCACUGAGGGUCAUGCUGGUAACUUUACUCCACUACUGCACUGACAAGUUGAUUUUGGAAAACAUUGCAGUGAUUGUGCAAGAUAAGUCAAGUUGUUUUUCUUUUUUCCUACCAUCACUCAGAAGGAA
Sinocyclocheilus grahami is the source of this 2259-nucleotide messenger RNA. It is a transcript of the gene sh3glb2b, whose product is annotated as SH3-domain GRB2-like endophilin B2b. The record is from RefSeq and is a predicted model, not a curated record. NCBI's taxonomy places the organism in Eukaryota, Metazoa, Chordata, Actinopteri, Cypriniformes, Cyprinidae. Gene Ontology annotation, cellular component: membrane; cytoplasm. Gene Ontology annotation, biological process: membrane organization. The transcript has 12 exons. Gene Ontology annotation, molecular function: protein binding. The coding region runs from base 137 to 1294 and encodes 385 amino acids.